Pseudovirgaria hyperparasitica is the source of this 1145-nucleotide messenger RNA. RefSeq lists its product as uncharacterized. Lineage: Eukaryota; Fungi; Ascomycota; Dothideomycetes; Acrospermales; Acrospermaceae. The transcript has 3 exons. Bases 168 to 728 code for a protein of 186 amino acids. The record is from RefSeq and is a predicted model, not a curated record.
AGCCGCUGUCGCUCGCUUGUUUGCUCACAGUGGUUGUUUGUAGAGAACUCUAUCGAAUUCCACACCGGCAGAUAUUCGAGGCUCUUCUCGGUGGAGGUUUUUCAUCAUCUUUUAUACUCCAAACAGUCAUAACAAACUCCUACCCUGCCUGGAAUCACACCAGAAUUAUGCGCUUCCCAGCAAUUCAAGUCUUCGCAGCCGCCGCGGCGAUACUGCAUUGCUCCGUCGCAGGUCCUCUGUCGUCUCCUGCUGCCGCGCAAUGCAACGCCCAGCGCCGCAUCGAGAUUGCCAAAGAAGCCGUCUACGCAAUCCAGAAGCCGACCGCUGCCGAGUCGACGGCCGCGUACGAGGCAUUGGCAUUCUCGCCCGACGCGAGGAUCAUCAUAAACCCCAAUGAAAUCGGCGACAUCCCCGUCUCCCUGGAGCGGCAGACCUCGAUCGGCUUUCUGGCCAUUAUAUACCAAAUCGUCACGGACGUGCACACGGAUAAAUAUCUGAACAUCGACGACACGCAUUCCUUCUUCAACGUCACCGGCGACCUCGGCCUAUUACACAAGAUCCCCGUCCCCGCACAUGUCUUCUUCGAUGUGUUUCUGACGUAUACCCUGGUUCCCUGUGCGCUGCAAGUCGUGCACGUGUAUGCCCAGGUGCCGUCGGAUGUGCUGGGUGUGUUUGUCGAUAUUGCUACGGGGGUGUCGCCGACGCCGCGGCCGCCGGUGCUGGGGUAGUCUGGUGGUGGUGAUGGUGGUAGUGGUGCUGGCGAAGAGGGUUGGUGGUCGUGGUGGGUGUAGCGGGCGGGAGAUUGGGGUAUAUAUAUAAGGGGUUUAGAAUGAGGUAACUCCAUGGCGACUUUAUUCGACCCUGCAAUGUAUCGUAGAUAUUAUCAAGUAAAAUGUCCCCUGACCCCUCUUCCCCCGGGCAGACUCCACAAGCUUCGAUGGCGUGGAAAAUGGCAUGGAAGAAGACUUUGCAAGAGUGAUGAGAUUUUUAGAUUUAUAGACAAUGUCUAAUGACACGGCGGUUCGGAAGUGCGUGAGAAGUGGAAAGGCUUUAGGGGACGUUCGCUGUGGACGGCUUGGGACUGUAUGAUGUUACAUCUUUAUCCGUGGUAAGAUGUUAAACGCAAUGACUUAAUGUGAUAGAAG